AUAUAAUACUGUUUUGUAAACUUGUGGGUGUCGGUCGAUUUCUUUGCUCCUCUUCCGUAUGCCCUACAUCGAUAUCCCAUCCAGGGACGACUACGUGUCUAUAUGGUACAUCACAAACUCUCAUCACGGGAACGUUGGCAGCUUUGAUCCAGCGCGCCCGACUUGCAUCCUCCUCCACCCUUUAUUUUUGGACUCCACCUGGUUGAUCAGACAUUUCGACGAUCCAAGACUCUCCAGGGAAUACAACUUGAUAGCUUUCGAUCAGCGGACUUGCGGACGAUCACGAUGUAGACCCAGUCAAUUGCACGACAGCUAUGUCGAUGCAGCGGAUAUUGCUAUGGUCUGCCAGGCUUUGCUUUUACCUCCUGCGCACAUAUUGGCAUUCGAGGGCAUUUCUGUCAAUGCAGCUCUAAGACUCGCUGCAUUGUGGCCUGAGCAAGUUCUGAGUCUGACUUUAUGCGACGUACCCCCUCCGACAGAACUGCAAUGGGUCUUCCACGCCUACGACGAGCUCCUUCAAUUGUGGUGUUAUGCGCCCGACCUCGACUCUUUUGAACAUGCAGGAAACGAAGUGGUGACUUUUAUGACUGGGGAGAGCGAUAAUCUAGACCUACAAGAUGAUCUGAUAGCCUAUUGGGAGAAAUACACGCCUCCGACAAAACGUCUGAGGAUAGUGGAACUCGUUAACAUUAUGAUGAACCGCACACUUUUGAGGCCCGAAGAACUUUCCAGCAUCGUUUGCCCUGUUCUUAUUAUUCAGGGAGAAGCAAGUCACAUAGCUCCGCUCAAAUACGCAGAGAAACUUAAACAGCAUUUAAUAAACGUUCAAGGUGGUGAAGCUCAGCUGUACGUUGUGAAGGGUGCCAAAGCUUGCUUGAACAUCGUCCCUGGAAGCGCUUCGAUAGUUAACCAGGUCUUCUCAAAGUUUCUUGCACGACAGCCUCGUACACGGUCUGACCUCCUUGCUUCGAAAGUGACCAUGCGAGAACGGUCGAAGGUCGCUCUGGCGAAGCUUGCGGAAUUCGUCGGUGAUUCAUCCAUCGCCCAGAGGGAUCCUUGCUCUCCCCUUUCGUUUUCAUGCGUAAAAGACGAUGUCGCAAAAAGCCAGUUGGAAAACUUGAUGUUUUACGCAAAGGACUUGGAUAAAGCAUACUGUCCACUUGGGAGAGAUGGUCGGCCGUUGCGGAAGUACUCUGAACGGAAGAAGGAGGCUCACUGGUUUCAAGGCGACAAACAUGGCAAUAGUUACAUUGACACUUCUGAGCUUAAAGCCGCUCGUAACUACAAGGGGUACAAACAAUCACAUUCCAAGACUGCCAACUCUCCAGAGCGUCCGGUGGCGGGAUCUCUAACUGCCAACAAAGAAAGCCUGGUCACAGACGAGGUCGCCCAGGAUGGUCGCAUGCGACGAACAACCUACAAUGCUAGCUCAGUCGACAAGCACGUUAUCAAGGGAACGAUGCAGAAGGUGAUAACACAAAGCACUCAGCUACCUAGGGGGAUCAUAACGAAGGCCUUGUUGCCGUCAUGACUCACUGUACAAAAAGUAUCAACGCUUGUUUUCUUUUCUCAAGGUCGCCACAGAUUCUGGAAUCUUCACAACUACCUUAAUGUUUUUAGCAGAUAUACAUAUGUAUACGUAUCCAC
Suillus bovinus is the source of this 1647-nucleotide messenger RNA. Its product is annotated as alpha/beta-hydrolase. The transcript is spliced from 11 exons. Lineage: Eukaryota; Fungi; Basidiomycota; Agaricomycetes; Boletales; Suillaceae. The coding region runs from base 59 to 1531 and encodes 490 amino acids. The record is from RefSeq and is a predicted model, not a curated record.